AUGGAUCAAUAUCAAGCAAGCAGCGAUGAGAAUUUCAUCAAUAUUUCUAAGAGAGAUUAUGAAAAUUAAAAAUCUGUUUUAACAAACGAUAAUAAAAAAGUUGAGAUAAUUGAUGCAACAAAUUUUAAAUAAAAUUAAUAAGUAAACCUUGAAUAGGAAAAAUGUCAUGAUGAGACAGAUAAAGUUACUCAAGAUGAUGAUCAAGAUUUCUUGUCACCUUUUGUUCGAUAGUACUCGAGAAAAGAGGAUAAUGAAAAGAAAAUUAUAAAUACUUAAAACUGUAUCAGAUUAUCUAAUCUUUCAAAGAGAGAAGUUUUGCUCAAUAGAAACUAGCAUAUCAUAGAUAGAAUAUUUUACCGUAGAGAUCCUUUAGUAAAUUUGUAAGUUGAAUAAGAACUACUUGCUAAUCUUAAAAAGUUAAAAAAGGACUUGCUAGUUGAAAUUUAAAUAACUGAUUAAGACUAAAUUUAUUCAAUUUAAAAGAAAGGUUUCUUAAAUUGGGAAAAGGAGGCGUAUGUAAAACUAAAUAGUAAUCAAAUUGAUAAAAAGGUCUAGAAAACAAUUCAUAAGUAAGUAAAGGUUAAAGUAAACUAAUAAAAAGAGUCUCAAAACAAAGCAUAUCGAUGGCUAUACAAAGUGUUUUAAUCGGACUCUAAUUAUGCUACUCGAACUAGAAAAAAAGAUGAUUUUACUGAUUGUGAUGAAAUUACAACCGAAUUAAUUCAAUCAUUUUAUAAAAAAUGUGUUGAGGCAGGUAGCUUCGGUUAAAAAAUGGUUUUAAGUCAAUAUGUCUACAAAUACGAUAAGAAGACUUAGCAGAAGGAUCAUAAAGAAAUAGAAGAAAAAGAAGCAAAAUAAUUAGGUCAAUUAUGUUAUGCAGAUGCAGACAGAAGUUAUAUUUGA
Stylonychia lemnae is the source of this 903-nucleotide messenger RNA. The record is from the annotation of a GenBank genome assembly. Lineage: Eukaryota; Ciliophora; Spirotrichea; Sporadotrichida; Oxytrichidae.